Molecule: messenger RNA, 6666 nt
Organism: Boleophthalmus pectinirostris (great blue-spotted mudskipper)
Lineage: Eukaryota; Metazoa; Chordata; Actinopteri; Gobiiformes; Gobiidae
Product: matrix-remodeling-associated protein 5-like
Cellular component (GO): extracellular region
Molecular function (GO): protein binding
Source: RefSeq, a predicted model, not a curated record
AUGUUCGAGCACAAGGUCCAUCAGUGCAGGUGGCACCAGGACACCCUCGGCCGGAGGUCGAUGAUCGACUUUGUGGUCGUGUCAAGUGACCUCCGGCUGCGUGUCUUGGACACUCGGGUCCUCCUCCUCGUCUUCGUCCUCGUCGUCGUGUUGAGGAUGUCUCGCUCUCGUCUCCUCGUCCUCCUCCUCUUCGUCGGCGCUCUCCUCUCCGUGGAUCCGGUCCGGUCGUGUCCUCGCUCGUGUAACUGUUACCAGGCGACGGAGGUUCACUGCACCUUCAGGUCCCUGCAGAGCCUCCCCCCCGGAAUGUCCCCGGACACCAGACGAGUCAACCUGGGGUUCAACAGCAUCCAGCUCCUCCAGAACGAGUCUCUGUCGGGUCUGAAGAACCUGGAGCUGCUCAUGCUCCACAGCAACCACCUGCAGAAGAUCCCCGGAGUGUUCAGAGACAUGAGGAACCUGCAGAUCCUGAAGUUGAGCUACAACAGGCUGGAGGAGCUGGGUUCCGCUCAGACCUUCUCGGGUCUGUCGUCUCUGCUGCGUCUGUACCUGGAUCACAACCGGCUCCGCUGGAUCCACCCCGGGGCCCUGCUCCUGACGCCCCGACUGCGCCUGCUCAAGCUGCAGGGCAACAGACUGCACCAGCUCCACCCCCACACCCUGUGCACGCUGUCGGUGCUCCACACCUACUGCUUCUCCACACUCAGACACUUGGACGUGUCCAACAACAGCCUGUCGUCUGUGAGCAGAGAUCUUCUGGACACAGCGCCUCUGCUGGAGACUCUGGUCCUGCACGCCAACCCCUGGACCUGCGACUGUCACAUGAACUGGCUCCUGGACUGGACCAUCUCCAACCCAGGUGUCAUGAAAUGCCCUGGAGGUCCUCAGUGCCCGGUCUGUGCCUCCCCCCCGUCCCUGCAGCACCAGGGUCUUCUGGACCAGCCCGUCCUGUCCUGCUCCGCUCCUCUCAUCUCCGCCCCGGGACGAGUUCCCCCUCUGGACCCGCCCGACCUCCCCGAAGUCCUCCCGCGCCAGUCCUUCCACGCUCCCCUCGGAUCGCUGUCCCUGUCUCUGUCCGACCAGCAGGGCUUCAACGUGGACGUCGCCUGUAACGUCUCGAGAACGUACACCUCCCCGGACAUUUCCUCGGCGCUCUCCUCGUUCCAGUCGUUCCCGCUUUCCGUCGCUUUAUCGCUGUCCUUGGAAUGCCGCGCCGAACGCCAGAGCUACGAGAAGCUGUGGCGGAUCAUGGCGUACUACAGCGAGUCUGCGGCGCGGCUCGAGAGGGGCCUGAUGCUCAGUAAAGCUCCGACGUUGGCGUACCGCUACAGGCAAGCCCCCGAGGCGGAGGGCGAGUACCACACGGGCGUCAAAGCUUCCAUCGCCGCCUCGCCGCACUGGCUCCUGCAACCCGCCGUGAGCAUCCAGCUGAACCGAGCCAAGUCCGACAGACACGCCGUCCACCUGGUGCUGUCCACGAGGGUGUCCGCGCAGUCCGACCUCGCCGCCGGUCGCCCGUGGGUGCUCAUUUCGACCAACGGGACGCUCAGAGGGGUGUCGGCGGUGGUGGGGACCGCGACUGAGCUGCCGUGUCCGAUUCGCAGCUCUGGCGGGCACAAAGUCGAGUGGAUUUUCCCAGAUGGUUCGAAAAUUACGCCAUCUUCUUCAAGUUCGGAAAGCAGAUGGAAAGUUUUGUCUUCGGGGUUGAUGUUAGAAAACCUGGAGCUUUCCGAUUCCGGUUUAUACUACUGCAAAGCUUCUAACGGGAAAGAUCUAGACAUUCUGCCGGUGCAAUUGGUCGUAGUCGAACUGCCGGCGUCUCCAAGAAGAGAACCAGUCGAGUUAAGCGCUUUAAUUGGAGAGCCCAUCACUAUUUCAUGCAACGCCUCAGGAUCGCCUCCGCCUUUCACCAGCUGGCUUCUACCAAACGGAAAUCUGCUCCGGCACAGCUCAGCGCUCUCGUUUGGCAUCGCCGUGGAAGCGAACGGCAGUCUCUCCCUCGCCAAGCCUUCCCUGAGGGACGCCGGUCAAUACAGGUGCGUCGCGGUAAACCAAUACAGCAGCGACUCUCUCUCGACGCGGCUCGAGCUAAAGCCGCUGCAGACCCCGCUCCUCAAGAAAGCGUUCCCCAGAAGGCCGCAGUUCGCCGCCGGGAGGUCGACGAAGAUAAGAGCGCCGCUGUUGAGGCCGGACGAGGGAUCGGGAAACGGGGAAGAGAAUGAGGAAGGAGAAGAAGAAGAAGUUAGAAACAGGAGACCAUUUUUAAACAAUCAGAGAAGACGAGGGAAUGGGAGGAGUCGGCCAGCGAACGAGAGGAGGAACCGGCUCUUGGGGAGGAACAGAGUAACGCCCAACAGACAAAGGAUCGAUCCGAAAAAGUGGGCGGACCUGUUGGCUAAGAUACGCGAGAAGGCGAUUACAGCGAGCGACAACCAGCCAGCUGCGCCAACGGAGAAGAGCGAAAGCAAAGUUCACGAGGAAACGGAAACCUCGUCCGGGGAUGACCGAAGGACGUUUGAGGAAGAGACCGUUUACUCUGUCAACGUGGACGAGGCCGAGUCGCAAACAAACGUGGAAACAGACGGGAGCUCAAGAAUCAACGAAGAUGCGACUGAGUUCGAUGAAACUACAAGCCAGAAAACAGAAAUUACUACGACUUCUACAUUCGCGACUUCAACUACAGCGACUACUGCUUCAACGACCGUUCGAAAUGUGAUAACGACAACCAGCGAAAUUGUUCCAAAAGUGCAAGAAAGACCGACAAACCUGCGUCCGUCUAGUCCUUGGAACGCCCGAAGGAACUUGGGUCGAAGACGGAUGUUUCACCGGACGCGAGGUCGACCCGUGACCCCAACGCGACCGAUCCCUGACACGCCGGAUCGCCUCAAAAUGCCGUCUACGUCCGAAACCAGCCAAAUAAGGUUCUCGAAGCGUCCAAGUUCAACGUUCAGUCCUCCAACUUCGACGUCCUCUUCGCGUUUCGGGACAACAACGACAACAACACCGGACUUCCUCGGAUCGCACGGCUCCCGGAGGACUUCGAGUAAAAGUAAAAACGCGGAAAAACCCGAAGGCGAACCCGACGCGGACACGGAAACGAACGUGUUUGGAUUCCCACCUCCUCCUCCUCGUCGUCGUCCUCUUCCUCCGCCAGACUCCGCCGGUUCCUCCGCCUCCUCUCCGAGCAGCGGAGACGCACUCCUCGCCGUCGGUUCAGUUACUCGAGCGACGACGACGACGACGAGUACUCCCAGACAGAGGCUCAUUCCUGGGACGCCGGGGCAGAGUGGACCCCCCACGGACCGGACCAGGCCCGGAUCCGCCAACGCCAUCCCGGACUCACAGAGCAGCCGGACACACGUGGCUCCUCCCCCCGCGAGGCUCCCGCUCUCCCCCCGGGUCCCCGUCCUUCGCUCCAGACCCAGGAUCUCAGACCCUCACGUCCGGACUGUGUCGUUUCCAGCAGACGGCGUCGCCUGGCUGCACUGUGAGGCCGAGGGCGAACCCAGGCCCUCCAUCACCUGGACCAAAGUCUCCACAGGGGCCGUGAUCUCCGUCAGCUCCAGAUCUCAGCGUCUCCAGGUUCUGUCCAACGGGACCUUGGUGAUCCAGAGUCUCCAGGUGCAGGACAGAGGAACGUACAUCUGCAGCGCCCACAGCUACAUGGGCCGCGACAGGUUGUUGACGACGCUGGACGUCUGGACCCGCCCCCCUCGCAUGCAGCUGCCCGCCUACAGAGAGCUGACCACCCACCAGGGCGGCGCUCUCAGCGUGGACUGUCGCGCCGAGGGAGUCCCCGCCCCCCUGCUGUCCUGGGUGCUCCCUGACCGCUCCGUCCCUCCUCCUCCUCCUCCUCCUCCUCUUCAUCCUCCCCGUCGCGUCUCCAUGGACGCCAACGGGACCCUGCACCUGUCGUCCGCGCUCCCCGGCGACAGGGGCAUGUACCGCUGCGUGGCGUCCAACUCGGCCGGAGCCGCCAGCGCGUCCGUCCGGGUGCACGUCUCGUCUUUACCCCCCGUCCUCCUGCAGCCCAGAGAGGAGGCGGUGUCGGUGCCGCCGGGCGCGCCGCUCUACGCCCACUGCUCGGCCCGGGGAGCGCCCAGCCCCGCCCUGCGCUGGAGAAUACCCUCCGGCGUCUUCGUGCGCCCGUCGCAGUAUCUCCACGGGAACCUGUUUGUGCUCCCCAACGGCACCCUGCACAUCGUGAGCGUCGGCGCCAAGGACGCGGGGAGCUACGAGUGCACGGCGAGCAACGCGGUGGGCGCCGACAAGAGGCUGCUGAGGCUGGAGCUCAGCGGGAACAAGGCCGGGAACCACAUCGUCACAGAACCGAAAACAGCAGCUUCUCCAGAUGGUUCUCCAGAUGGUUCUCCAGAUGGUUCUCCAGAUGGUUCUCCAGAUGGUUCUUCUAAGGUUCCCGUGGUCCCUCAGUUCACGAAGGCUCAGAUCGUGUCCACCUCGGCCUCCAUGAGCUCGGUCCAGGCCGGAGAGCAGAUGGAGCUUCACUGUCUCGUCGCAGGUCACCCGUCGCCCAGCGUCAUCUGGAGAACACCCAACAGGAAGCUGGUGGACCUGCACUUCAGUUUCGACGGGCGUCUGAAGGUGCACCCUAACGGCACCCUGUCGGUACGGGGCGUCACCGAGAAGGACGGGGGAGACUACCUGUGCAUCGCCCGCAACAAGGUGGGCGACGACUACCGGCUGGUGCGCGUGGCCGUGGUGUCCAAACCUGCCAACCGCCAACCGGAGCGUCCCGUGGAUCGGCUGGUGUCUCUGGGGAAGCCGCUCCAGGUGGACUGUGUGGCCUCGGGUCGACCUGAACCCGUCGUGACCUGGAGCCUCCCGGACGGGUCCACGGUGCGCGGCUCGUCUCCGGGGGCGGGCGAAGCGGCGCUCGGACGACGCCUGACGGUGUUCGCCAACGGGACCCUGCUGCUGUGGGCGGCGGGCAGGAGCGACGAGGGCGAGUUCACCUGCCGCGCCCACAACCGAGCCGGAACCGACACCAUGAAGGUGAACGUCAAAAUCCUGCCUUCUUCUUCUCCGCCGUCGUUCGACGACGGCGACUCUUUCCGCGUGGUCAAAGUCCAGCUGGGCACCACCGCCCGGCUGCCCUGCGCGCCCGCCGGAGACCCCGCCCCCUCCGUGACCUGGCUGUCCCCGCUGAGGCGCGUGAUCCCGUGGACGUCGCGCUCCGGGUUCUACACCGAGCGGGUGGUGGUGGUGCCCGGGGGGACGCUGGAGCUGCGCGUCGCCCAAAAGCAGGACGCCGGAAACUACACGUGCCGGGCGUCCAACGGCGGCGGGACGGCGAGCAGGACGGUGCGGCUGGAGGUGGAGGUGCCCGCGGCGAUUCGGAACUCAGUCCCCGGGAAUCACGUUCUGAACGGGCACGUGCGGGGGGGCGGCGCGCAGGCGGGGAGGAGCGUGGUGAGCGCAGGCGUGAGCGCGAGCGGAGCGAGUCACGUCGGGUUUAGGCCGGAGCAUUUUGCACUGAACAGGAAUAAUAUCGGAGCGAACGGCGCGAAUCCGCUCACGAACAGACAAAGUGUCGUUCUGAACUCGGAGACGAACAAUAACGAAGUGCUGAGCAGAUCUGGACCCGACGCCAACAGAAGAGACACGGACACGAGCGGCGGAGCGUCUCACUCCGGGCUCCGGCAGAGCGCGGCGGGAAACGCCAGCGCGACCUCGGGGCAGGUCCUCACCGUGAAGCAGCAGGUCACAAAGGGACAAAGUGUGUUCCUCCACUGUCCAGCAGGGGGCAGCUGGGCGCCGCGCCUCACCUGGCUCCUGCCCGGGAACACGGCCCUGGGCGCGCCUCACUACGGCGGCAGGAUCACCGUGCACCGGAACGGCACCCUGGAGGUGCGGGGGGUGGGCGGGGCCGACCGGGGCAGGUUUGUGUGUGUGGUGAGGGGGGACGGGGGGGAGACCAGGCUGCAGGUGGAGCUGGAGGUGAAGGACGAGUCUCAGUCGGGCUCCAGGACUUCGGACCAGCACAGAGUCCAGACGUCCCCCCGCCCCGGGCCCCGGGCCCCCACGGGCCUCUCCGGCCCUCGGCCCGUCGCCCCGGAGCCGGCGGUCAGCACUAAGACGGCCGCUCUGGUCAGUAUCAUAAACGGAGAGACUCUGCGUCUGCCGUGCUCGGCUCCUCACGCGCCCGCCCGCGCCCUCGCCCACGUGUCCUGGAGUUUACCCGGCGGGCAGAGGCUGGGCACCUCACAGCGACAGGGUCUGUACUCGGUGCAGAGCGACGGGACCCUCACGGUGCAGCAGGCGUCUGUGUUUGACAGAGGGACGUACACGUGCAGGUACAGUGCGCCCUCUGGUGCGGUGGAGGUGACGGUGCCCGUCAUCGUCAUAGCGUACCCCCCGAGGAUCACCUCCGGACCCGCCCCCGUCACCUACACCCGCCCCGGGGCGGCCGUGGAGCUGCCCUGCCUCACCAUCGCCACGCCCAGAGCCACCAUCACCUGGGAAAUGCCCGACAUGUCCAAACUGACCGCCAUGGCGCAGGCCCGGAUCUACGGCAACCGCUACCUGAGUCCCCAGGGGUCCCUGGUGAUCCAGAGCCCGAGCAGCAGAGACACGGGCUUUUACCGAUGUACGGCCAAGAACGUGAUCGGAGCAGACACCAAAACCACCUACCUGCACGUCAUCUGA